AUGUCAGACUUCCCCUUGUCCUCUGGAGAUGCAGAGGCUCCGGUUAGGGUGAGCGAUCGAGCUGCUUUUGGCAAGGGAACGCAAACAUUAGUUGAUGAGACUGUGAGGAAGACCUGGGAAAUCGACAGGAAAAAGUUGACAUUCAAAAAUGAAUGCUGGAAUAGCUGGCUUGAUCAGGUUCUCGAAAGUGUCUCUAAGGGCCUAGGUACCAAUGGCAUUCAAUCCGGCUAUCCAUUCGCUUUGACGUAUAUCAUUAUCAACGUCGCCAUUGAACGUCCUCUUUCGGUUAAAGUACUGGACGUUAAACAACCCAAAAUUGACGGGAUGUUCGCCGAAUGGUCUCCCAUGCAAGACCAUCCACUCUGCAUGUAUUACGCGCUUCAGGACAAGUAUACCGGUGCUAGUAUCAAACUGCAGAGUCUAAAUGGCGAUGACUAUUACCGCAUUUCUCAUCCCGACAGAGCUUGCCAGUCAAAUGGCUUCUGUGUUUUCCUGUCCCAGCUGCAGCUAACCAUGACUCGAAUCAACGACGAGGAAGAAGGGACAAAAGAUCUACGCCUGAACAAUAUAGUCACCCAGCAAGGCGCCAGGGUUCAAGAUUCCUUAGCGAUAGAAGCAGAUUUUUUCGCACCGGACCUAUAUGAGGCUCCCGAGCACGAUGAAUAA
This is a messenger RNA of Cladophialophora bantiana CBS 173.52, 666 nucleotides long. RefSeq lists its product as uncharacterized. Lineage: Eukaryota; Fungi; Ascomycota; Eurotiomycetes; Chaetothyriales; Herpotrichiellaceae. The record is from RefSeq and is a predicted model, not a curated record. The transcript has 2 exons. The coding region runs from base 1 to 666 and encodes 221 amino acids.